AUGGCAGUUCCGCGUCGGCUGAAGCUGGUGGAGGAGCAGACCCAUGCCACCCUGCCACCGAGCACAGCCAGCCCGCGCGCCCGACGAGCACCAUUACAAUCAUCAUCAUCAUCGUCAUCUUCAUCAUCAUCAUCGUCAUCAUCAGUAGCAGCAGCAGCAGGGAGCCUCGCGCUGGCCGCCAGUGCAGCACUGCUGGUCUGCAUUGCGCUCGUGCUUUCAGCCGUGCCAACAACAGCAGCAGCGAGCUCGCUGUCGUCUGGGAACAACGCUGCUGCGUGGAACCGCUUUGCAGUCUCGCUCAUGGACGACGACUUUAACUGCACAGCAUGCACUCCUGGCAGCUACAGCGCAUCGAUGCGACGAAGGCCAAUGCCCACCCAACAAUUGCACGCUGUGCACCCCAGGCUCAUUUGCACAGCACGACGGUGCCGUCAACUGCACAUUGUGCACACCUGGGUCUGCCGCACCUCUGAAGGCAACUGCACUGGCUGCUUCCGUUGCGACCCUGGCGAGUCCAGUGGUCCAGCGGCAAUCAAGUGCACCCCCUGCAAUCCUGGAACAUACAGCGAUGCCGACAUCCUGACGUGCGAGGACUGCACCACGGGAUACUAUUGCAACGCGACUGGUUGCACAGAGUGCUCGCGUUGCGCUGACGGCUCGUCGAGUGGCCAGGCCGCCACCGAGUGCACCGAGUGCAUCCCCGGCACGUACAACACCGAUCCCAUGCUUUCUUGCGAGCCCUGCCCUGGUGGCUACUAUUGCAACGACACUGGCUGCACGGGCUGCCCGCAGUGCGUGCCUGGCUCGUUCUCGGCGACUCCCGGCUCUGUCCUUUGCCACCUGUGCAACCCAGGCUCGUACCAAUCGCACUAUGGCCAGACGUCGUGCGUCUCUUGCGGCGUUGGCUUUUACUUGCAAGGCCGCGGCAACGAAAACAACUUGUGCCGCAUCUGCCCGCCCGGCUACUAUUGCCCCUUCCGAGAGACUGGCGACCCAAUCGUGUGUCCUGACGAUGCGUACUGUCCCGCGGCAUCCGUUUCUCCCGAGUACUGCCCAAUGCUGUUUGAGGUUUCGUCUGAUGGAUGUGUUGCACGCUCGGACAUUAUCGCAGUGGUCACUUGCGUCUCUAUUGUCGCGCUUGUCGUCAUUUUGAUUGUGGCGUACAAGACCUACCGCCGAUACAAGCUGCGACUUUCCGACGAAAGCACUACUUUGCUGACAAAGCGCCCUGUCGACGAGCCCGAGUAUCAAGGCUAUUGA
Molecule: messenger RNA, 1260 nt
Organism: Capsaspora owczarzaki ATCC 30864
Lineage: Eukaryota; Filasterea; Ministeriida; Capsasporidae
Exons: 4
Coding region: 1-1260 (419 amino acids)
Source: RefSeq, a predicted model, not a curated record